GAAGCAGCGCCACUGCCCCCUGGUCCAUUGACCCCUACAGUGGCAAGACCAAGGGCAUUGCCAACUUCAUGGCUGCCCGCGCUGCCAACCCCAACCUCCGCACUGUCCUGACCGUCGGUGGCUGGUCGCUCUCGGGCACCUUCUCGGAUGUUGCUGCCAGCGCCACUGCUACCAAGAACUUUGCCACCCAGGUCGUUGCCUUCCUCGACCAGUUCUGGAUCGAUGGUCUCGAUCUCGACUGGGAGUACCCCGGAGGUGGCGGUCUUCCCUGCAACCACGUCAACGCCAACGACGCUGCCAACUUUGUCAACCUCCUGGCUGCCCUUCGCCAGGCUCUUGGCCCCAACCGCAUCCUCUCGAUUGCUGCCUCGGCCGAGACCGACCGCUACACCGUCAACGGCGUCAACUACCUGACCCAGUAUGCCAAGUACCUCAGCUACAUCUCCGUCAUGACCUACGAUUUCUACGGUUCCUGGGUUCCCUACACCGACUUCAACUCUCCCCUCAACCUCCCUGGUGCCAGCGACCCCCAGCGCCCUGCCGGCAACCUCCAGUUCGGCAACGUCCAGUUCUCGAUUGCCACUGCCAUGAACAACUUUGCCGCCGCCGGUGUUGCCAAGAACCAGCUCGUUGGUGGUGUUGCCUUCUACGGUCGCUCGUGGGGUAUCACUGCUGCUGAGGCUGCUGUUAACGGCGGUCUCUUCCAGGCUUGCAACAAGGCCGGCCAGGACCCCAAGAACGCCACUGCCUGCCCCCCCAUCACUGGUGAUCAGCUCGAUGCUCUCUGGACCGAUCCUUGCGGCAGCUCCUAUGUCUCUGGUGUCUGGAUGUACACCAACCUCCGCUCCCAGGGUGUCCUCUCCACUCCCACCACCGCUGGCUCCGGCUGGACCCGCACCUGGUGGAACUUUGCCCAGAGCCCCACCAUCACCGACGGCAGCCGUUUCAUUGCCUACGAUGACACUACCUCGAUCUCUGCCAAGACUGCUUGGAUCAAGUCCAACGGCUUCAGUGGCACCAUGUUCUGGGAGCUCUCUGAGGACUACAAGGGCGAGCUUCUCUCCAGCCUUACUUCUGCCUGGGGUAACUAA
This is a messenger RNA of Polychytrium aggregatum, 1091 nucleotides long. RefSeq names its product glycoside hydrolase. The transcript has a single exon. Gene Ontology annotation, molecular function: hydrolase activity, hydrolyzing O-glycosyl compounds; chitin binding. Bases 69 to 1091 code for a protein of 340 amino acids. The record is from RefSeq and is a predicted model, not a curated record. Gene Ontology annotation, biological process: carbohydrate metabolic process. Lineage: Eukaryota; Fungi; Chytridiomycota; Chytridiomycetes; Polychytriales.